CGACGAGCACCCCAACUUCGCUCCCAUGAUGCCCACGGUGCUGGCGGGCCGCUUCGCUCGACGGCCGUGGCGGUUCGUGGUGCCCGGCCUGGUGCUGUUCUUCGUGGCCUACACGCUCUCGCACCGGCGGCCGCACGUGCAGCCCCCCGUGCACAAGGCCAAGACCAAGUCGUUCUUCCCGCCGCUCGAGCAGAAGCAGGCCAACGCCGUCGAGCUCGACUACUGCCACAACUUCCCCACGCAGCUGCUCGACGAGGUGCAGGUGGUGCUGCGCGUCGCGUCCAGCGAGGGCGCCGCCAACCGGGCCCACGUCGGCACCGUGUCGAGCUGCAUCACCAACCUGCUCAUCGUCGGCGACGGCGACGAGCGCCUGGGCGACCGCCACGUCGUCGACGUCCUGGCCGACCUGCCCAAGAGCUACGAGGCCGCCCACGCCGACUUCCGCGCCUACGUCGAGCAGAAGAAGGCCCACAGCGAGGGCGAGGCGACCAAGGAGUCGCAGCGCGCCUUCAAGCUCGACCGCUUCAAGUACCUGCCCAUGGUCGACAAGGCCUACGCCACCAACCCGCGCGCCAAGUGGUUCGUCUUCCUCGAGUCGGACGUCUACUUUGUGUGGGACACGCUGUUCCGCCUGCUGAGCCAGCUCGACCCCGCCGAGCCGCACUACAUGGGCGCCCCGCACAAGGGCUCCAACGACCGCUGGUUUGCCUAUGGCGGCGCCGGCUUCGUCCUGUCGCAGGGCCUGAUGAAGCAGCUGAUGCCCGCCAAGACGCCGCUGAGCCUGCGCUACGAGACGUGGCUGCAGGGCGAGCAGCGCGGCGACUCGGUCCUCGCCUACGCCAUCCAGAACGCCACGGGCGUCCGCCUCGAGGCCCUGUACCCGACCUUUGCCAGCGACCAGCUCAAGGACGUCACCACGACGCGCGACCGCUGGUGCGUCCCGCUGCUCUCGCUGCACCAGAUCAAGCCCGAGCAGAUGGAGGACCUGUGGAAGUGGGAGCGCACACGGCCCUACAACCUGAAACCCUUUACCUACUCCUCCCUCCUCUCCUACACCCACUCCUUCCUCUCCCAGGGCCCCUCGCGCGAGUGGUGGGACAACCUCUCCACCGCCCCGGUCCCCAACGACCGCCCCGCCCACCGCAACGCCAACUCGUGCGGCUCAGAGUGCGCCAACGACGCCCACUGUCUGCAGUGGUCCUACUCGCAGACCGUCUGCCGCCAUGCAGACUACAUCAAGCUCGGCGACGCCGUAAACAGAGAGAACGGCGGCCAGGGCGAGUUCGUCUCAGGCUGGGACUCGGGCAAGCUGAGGAACCUGGGCUUUGGGGUAGUGGGGGAAAAGGGCGAGAGACGCUUCUACGAGGGCUGUGAGGAGGCUACAUGGCUGACUCCGCAGGUGCGGUGAGUCGAGAAUAAGACGUGUAUCAACACUUGGUUGGGAGGCGUUGCUGUUGUCACGAUCAUGUAUGGCGUUUUGGAUCCUUGCACACUACCACUCUGGAUACGAAAAGGUUGUUGUCUAGACUAGGGGCGAAAGCAUAUUUAGCAUGUUGGGUUAACUGGCUGAUAUCUUUGGCUUGAUGGGUUGAGCAUGUAUAGCUUAUAGUAGUUCUUUCUCCUCUUCCAUUCUGGUAUGCGUGGUGAAUCUGUAGUCGCAUUCGCUCUCGCCUGGAUUCCAUACGAAACGGGUGCCGUGUCUAUUAUUACUAUCAAACAAACGCGAUGAUCAUUCGGCC
Messenger RNA from Dothidotthia symphoricarpi CBS 119687, 1739 nucleotides. RefSeq names its product glycosyltransferase family 31 protein. Gene Ontology annotation, molecular function: glycosyltransferase activity. The transcript has 2 exons. The record is from RefSeq and is a predicted model, not a curated record. Gene Ontology annotation, cellular component: membrane. Lineage: Eukaryota; Fungi; Ascomycota; Dothideomycetes; Pleosporales; Dothidotthiaceae. Bases 26 to 1408 code for a protein of 460 amino acids.